Messenger RNA from Alligator mississippiensis (American alligator), 2018 nucleotides. RefSeq names its product DENN domain containing 2D (gene DENND2D). Bases 6 to 1517 code for a protein of 503 amino acids. Gene Ontology annotation, cellular component: cytosol; nucleoplasm. The record is from RefSeq and is a predicted model, not a curated record. Lineage: Eukaryota; Metazoa; Chordata; Crocodylia; Alligatoridae. The transcript has 12 exons.
CCGGGAUGCCGGCCGGGGCCGGCCCUCGCUCGCUCGCUCCCUCCCCCAGGUGCGGCGCUGCGCUGCGCGGCGCGGCGCUGGAAACCGAAAGUGCGGCGGGGACGGACAUGGACGUGCGCGGCUUCACCACCCGCCUGCGGAGAAGCCUCCGGCGCCGCCUGGAGCGCAGAGAAGGAAAUCAGGAGUCACCUGCUGAGGAUUGCGCACCCGAGGCUCCAAGAAAAGCAGGAGAGCGAAGUUCCCUCUCUUGUCUAGGAGGACAAUUCUUCUUUGAGUAUUUAGUUGUGGUUUCACUAAAGAAGAAGUCAGGAGGAGAUUAUGAGCCCACAAUAACCUAUCAGUUCCCUAAGCGUGAGAACAUGUUGAGGGGCCAGAAAGAGGAGGAGGAGAGGUUGCUUCAAGCCAUUCCUCUGUUCUGCUUCCCUGAUGGCAAAAACUGGGCUCCGUUCACAGAAUACACUAGUGAAACUUUUUCUUUUGUCCUGACCAACGUUGAUGGCAGCAGAAAGAUCGGCUACUGCAGGCGUUUGCUGCCUGUUGGCCGUGGAGCUCGUCUCCCCGAAGUUUUCUGCAUCAUCAGCUGUCUGGGCUGCUUUGGAUUAUUCUCCAAGAUCCUGGAUGAAGUGGAGAAGAGGCGUCAGAUCUCUAUGGCAGUCAUCUAUCCAUUCAUGCAGGGCCUCCGUGAAUCCCCCUUCCCUGCACCUGGGAAAACCGUCACCAUCAAAAGCUUCAUCCCAGAGUCAGGGACAGAGCUCAUUGAACUGACACGGCCCCUGGACUCCCGGCUGGAACAUGUGGAAUUUCAGGCUCUUUUGCAGCGUCUCACUCCAGGGAUCAUCAUACAGAUCUUUGCCUCUGCAGUUCUAGAGCGUCGCAUCAUCUUUUUGGCAGAGGAACUCAGUGUCUUAUCCCAGUGCAUCCAUGCCGUGGCGGCCCUACUUUACCCCUUCACCUGGGCACACACCUACAUCCCUGUGGUUCCUGAAUGCUUGAUCGACACUGUGUGUUGCCCCACUCCCUUCAUGGUUGGAGUCCAGAUACGCCACCUGCAGCAGGUUCAGGAUCAGCCUAUGGAGGAGGUUCUGCUGGUCAACUUGGUUGAAGGAAAGAUCUUGACCUCGGUUGGGGAUGAAGAGGAGGUAUUGCCUGCUAAGCUGCAGAGUGAGAUGCUGACAUCUUUGGGUAGACACAACAGCAACAACAACGUACAGACCUCUGAACAAGUGAACGCCCAGGUUUCAGAGUGUUUUGUGCACUUCUUUGUCCGAACCGUUGGCCACUAUGCAGCGUACAUCAAAUGGAGCAAGAGCGGGCAGGGCACCCUGCAGGAGCGAGCGUUCUGCAAAUCCAUCACCUCCAAGUCCUGCCGCAAGUUUGUGAAAAAAUUUGUGAAGACGCAGAUGUUUUCCUUGUUUAUCCAGGAAGCAGAAAGGAACAGAGCAACCCAAGAAGGGUGCUACUUCCAGCAGAAAAUAACUGAAUAUCAAGAACAAAAGAAACAAAGGAAAAAUUCCUGAACUACUGCUCUUAAAGAGAGGAGCCCAACUGGGCUGGGCAGAUUGCUGCCUAUAGCUGUACUCUAUUUGGACUGGGCAAAUGGCUCUUUCAAAGGCAGAGAGGUUUGUGGACUUUGCUGGCUGUGAGCAUCUCUACCCUCCUCCACCUAUCUGUGAAUAAUGAGAAGCCGAGUCAGCACAGGAGCCCGAUUCCUCCUCUGUCUCUUCUUUUUCAGGGCAUGACUGCAUUAGAAGGCUCUUUUCUAUGUAGCUAACAAACAGGCCUGGGAUUGCUCUUGCAGUCCAACUAACCUGCAACGUUUGAACAAGUAGCAACCCAGGUCCUGUAACAAGUGUCUAUUGCUGUCUGUGCUGCAGAGAAGCAUGGACUUUAUGUGAAAACUGAAUGAAUUCGAGGUGAGACUGUGGUCUUGCUCUGAAAUGACCAAGGAUGUAGAAUAAUUAUUGCAAUAGAAUGUAUUGAUAGAAAAUAUUUUAAUUAAAACAAUUUUUUUCAGCUGA